Molecule: messenger RNA, 2097 nt
Organism: Aspergillus lentulus
Lineage: Eukaryota; Fungi; Ascomycota; Eurotiomycetes; Eurotiales; Aspergillaceae
Product: glycerol 2-dehydrogenase (NADP(+))
Molecular function (GO): oxidoreductase activity; nucleotide binding
Source: RefSeq, a predicted model, not a curated record
AUGCUGACAUCUCGGUCAUUUCACAGCCCGGCGCGGCGUUCGGCUGGGCGUAUCUUAGCCACCCGGUAUCCCACCCCUUAUAGACACGUUCCGCAUAGCUUUGUACUAUUGCGACACUACAGCAUUGCACUGGUGGGUCUCGGAUACCGGGGCUACAGAAGCCAUUUCCUCAGCCUAUCUGAAGAUCCGACUGUUUCAAUAACCGCCGUCUGUGACACGAAUCGCGUGGCGCUGGAGGCUUUCUCCGCGACACACAAGGGAAUCCCCACGUACCUUUCACUACCACAGCUGCUACAGAGCCACAUACCGGAUUUUGCCAUUGUGUCUGUGCCCCAUAGCGCCCACACUCAGUGCAUCACCACCCUUGCAGCAAAGGGCAUUGCGGUCCUAAAGGAGAAACCUGUUGCAGAAUCCAUUGCAGAGUACGAGUGGAUGACCAGGCUGCCAGUGAGGAUUGGAAUCACCUUCCAAAAGCGAUUCGAACCACAUUUUCUACAUUUUAGGAGCCUUCUCCCGCUUGUUGGAGAAGUUGCGGCGCUUGAGGCGAGCCUCGCCCUCGGUAUUACGAACCUCGAGGAAACAUGGCGUGCAGCAUCCGGUGUCGGAGUCACGGAAGACCUGGGCUGUCAUAUGCUCGACAUGCUCGUGUGGCUAUUCGGACCGCCAACCUCCGUUAUGGCACACCAGGUCUCCUCUGUUCGACGUGGCCAAAGAUAUGGCGGGGAUGAUGUCUCUGACAUUCUAAUGGACUGGGGAGCAAAAAAGUGCAUCGGCCAUGUACGCCUGUCCCGCGUCGCCCAUAGACCUAUCCAGUCCAUCGUAGUGACAGGGACCAAUGGUACGCUUCAUCUGGAUGGGUAUCAAAUCACCCAUCACGACAUCAAUGGUUUAGAGACGUUAAAGGUCAAUCAUCAACCACGGCAAAAACAAGUGAUCCAAACCAUGGCCCAAGAAUUCGGCGACUGGAUAUCGGGUCGUCGACCUGAAUUUUCAUCCUCUUUAGGAAACACGCUGCACACAGUUUCCGUUGUGGACGCUAUCAACGCGUCGCUUGCGAGCCGGCAGGUGCGGCACCCGCUGCUGCUGUCCUCUUCAGCCGAAAGUCUGGGCGCUGCCACUAACUGCCGGCCCUUGUCCAAAAUAUCCGGAAGCAGCAGAGCGUUAGCGGCCAACUUCUCUACCUCUUCCUCCUCGGCCUCCUUUGCUUAUCCCAGCUACCGGGAGAAAGUAUUUCGGCUUAAUACUGGAGCCUCAAUCCCCGCCAUUGGCUUGGGUACUCGCAGAGCCGAGACGCCAGGGCAGGUAUACAAGGCUGUUCGUAGCGCAUUAGAUGUCGGAUAUCGCCACAUUGAUGCAGCACAGUCUUCCGAGAAUGAGCAUGAGAUUGGCCGAGCCAUCAAGGAUUCUGGUGUGCCACGUAAGCAGAUUUGGAUCACAACUAAACUCGACAACAGAUGGCAUACACGUGUUGGGAGUGCUCUGCAACUGUCUCUAGACGCACUGGACAUGGACUAUAUCGACCUUUAUCUCAUGCAUUGGCCUGUAUCCGCCUGCCCCAACGAUCAGACCACCCAGCUGAAGAAUUGGAACUUUGUCAACACGUGGGAAGCAAUGCAACAACUACCAUCACACAUCGUGCGAAACAUCGGGGUUUCGAACUUUGGCAUCGCCCACCUCCGGCGACUGUUGAAUCAUCCAUCCUGCAAGGUCGUUCCUGCAGUCAAUCAAAUUGAGCUCCACCCCUACUGGCCCUCUCGUCUACUCCUCACAUACUGCAAUAACCAUGAUAUCCACUGCACGGCGUAUUCGUGCCUGGGUUCCACUGAUUCCCCGCUAUUACAAGACCCGGCGGUACUUGAAAUAUCGCGGCUGAAAGAUAGAUCACCACAACAGAUUUUAAUUAAAUGGGCCAUCCAGCGGGGUACAAGCGCGGUACCCAAGAGUGUAAGCGCGUCAAGAAUCCGAGACAACAUCGAACUGGAUGGCUGGGACUUGAGUCGAUAUGAGAUAGACAUGUUGGAUGGUUGCAGUACGCGAUUUAAAUCAUGUAAUGACAACUGGUUACCUGAAAAGGUCUUCUUCGCGGAGGAUGGCUGA